GGGCACUACUGUAGCAGGCAGGCAGUAUCACCACGGUAUAUAACAAGCACUCUUCGCUGCCCAAGACGCAGACGAUCUCCAGUUCUCAUCUCCUCAUCAACAUGAAGUUUGUAAUCAUCUCCUGCCUGGUGGCCGCGGCCCUGGCCUCUCCCCAAUUCGGGCGGGGAUCCGCCCAGUCCGGAGUGACAGGCCGCCCCAUCGCCAUCUUGAGUGACAAUCGUCAGGAUGACGGGAACGGCGGCUUCUCUUACGCCUUCGAGACGGAGAACGGCAUCAGCACCAACGUCAGGGGCACUCCCGGGUCAGCUGGGCAGAGCAACAUGGAGGGAGUGUACAGCUUCACCCUCCCCGACGGGUCACCCGUCCAGGUCCGCUUCGUCGCUAACGAGAACGGCUUCACCGCCGAUUCCCCAAUCCUCCCACACCCCCCCCCACUCCCCGCCCACGCCAUCGAGCAGAUCCGUUUCGCCGAGGAGCAGCGCAGGAGAGGCGUCCGCUUCGAUUAAGUGACGGACUCCUCCUCGGAGUCCUUCGCAAACAACCCGACCUCCUCCUUUCGCCUCCUACCCGAUCCUACGACGAAGAUGAUUGUCCCCCUCUCUUUUUGUGUACAGCCUUCUACGCAUGCGUCUGGAAUUAUUUACAUGUUGGGACUUUUGUAAUUAUCCGUUUUUUCCUCCUCCUGUUUUUUUUUUACACAUUUCUCUGCUUCUGGAUUUUAAUGCAGAUUCUUCCGAGCUGUUUUGAAAUCGUGGCACUGAACACAAUCCAAUGUAUUAUUACGUCAUAGACCUGUAAUAAAUGUAACUAGCAAGCAA
Molecule: messenger RNA, 818 nt
Organism: Macrobrachium nipponense
Lineage: Eukaryota; Metazoa; Arthropoda; Malacostraca; Decapoda; Palaemonidae
Product: cuticle protein AM1199-like
Exons: 3
Coding region: 102-506 (134 amino acids)
Cellular component (GO): chitin-based extracellular matrix
Molecular function (GO): structural constituent of chitin-based larval cuticle
Source: RefSeq, a predicted model, not a curated record